Sporothrix brasiliensis 5110 is the source of this 933-nucleotide messenger RNA. RefSeq lists its product as uncharacterized. The transcript is spliced from 2 exons. The record is from RefSeq and is a predicted model, not a curated record. Lineage: Eukaryota; Fungi; Ascomycota; Sordariomycetes; Ophiostomatales; Ophiostomataceae. The coding region runs from base 1 to 933 and encodes 310 amino acids.
AUGACUGCCGUUCCCGAAAACCGCCUCAAGGCACCCUUCUCGGUCAUCGUGCACCCCUUUGACUCGCCCACCCGUCACUCGUGCGCCUACGAGCUCGUCACGGCCAACUCGGCCGGCGCCCGCCAUGCGCUCGUCUUCAUCGGCGGCCUGACAGACGGCCCGCACACCACGCCCUACAUCCGCACGAUUGCGCACCAGCUGGCGACCUCUGACGCUGCCAAGGACCUGGGCUACUCGGUGUUUGAGCUGCGCAUGUCCAGCUCGUUCCACGGCUACGGCUUCAAGCGGCUGACGGACGACGUGGCGGACCUGUCGGCGCUGGUGACGCACCUCAAGGACAACCUGGGCCGCGACAAAAUUGUCUUCCUGGGCCACUCGACGGGCUGCCAGGACCAGAUGGCGUACGCCAAGGCGAUGAAGGCGGGCACGAGCCCCGAGGUCAGCGGCUUCAUCCUCCAGGGGCCCGUGUCGGACCGCGAGUGCCUUGUGCCGUAUUUUAAGCCCGGCGAGCAUGACAUGACAGUGGCGGCGACGGAGAGGAUGAUCAAGGAGGGGAAGGCAGACGUGAUUGUGCCGCCCGAGUACAUGCCCGAGAUGAUUACGGCACCGCACUCCGCCUACCGCUGGCACUCUCUGGUUUCGUUCAAUGGCGACGACGACUUCUUUUCGUCGGAUCUGCCCGACGAGCGUCUCGCUGACGAGUGGAGUCAGUUCACCAAGCCAGUCCUUGUGCUGCCGUCCGAGAAGGACGAGUGUGUCCCCAAGACGAUCGACGUGCCCAAGAAUGUGGCGCGCUGGAAGUCGUUCUGCCCGCCGGGUGUCUUUAGUGAAUUCUCGGGCUCCAUUCCGGGUGCGAGCCACGCGGUUGAGCAGCCCGAUGCACAGUUAUGGGUGGCCGACCGGGUAACGAAGUUCCUCAAGAGCUUGGAAUAA